Erpetoichthys calabaricus (reedfish) is the source of this 5608-nucleotide messenger RNA. RefSeq names its product epoxide hydrolase 4 (gene ephx4). Bases 472 to 1581 code for a protein of 369 amino acids. Gene Ontology annotation, molecular function: hydrolase activity. Lineage: Eukaryota; Metazoa; Chordata; Cladistia; Polypteriformes; Polypteridae. The record is from RefSeq and is a predicted model, not a curated record. The transcript is spliced from 7 exons.
AACAUUCCGUUAAUCGGCAGUUAAGCGCUCCCUUGAAACCAGCGCCCCCAGUCGUGACUGAAAGUGCUGCUAAAGUCCCAAAGGAGUCAGGCUGCUAGAAAACAAACAAAAUCACGUGCCUGCGAGCGAGCUGACACGGUGACAGUGCCCCUCAGCCUCGGCUCGAUUAAGCGCCGCGGAAAUGCAGGUUAAUGAAUCCGAAAGCUACCUGCUCACCAGCGUCCUUGCCCCCCAAGUCACACGCAAGCGUGACUCCCGACGCCUGCAUCUUUAACCGUUUCUUGGAAUUCUCAACUUAGCCAGCUUCUACCUAGCCUCUCCCCACCGAAGUGACAGCGCCUGGUCAUGAGGCGCCUCUACACUGCUGAGCGCCCGCAUUCAUAAAAAGCCUCUCCUAGAAUAAAGCGGUCGCGAAGCGAGCGCACGUCGCCUAAUCCUCUCGCCAGCGUUCGCCACUUCUUCAGUGUAAAGAUGGCGAGGCUGCUCCGCAGUUUAGCCUUGCUCACCGUGCGCCUGGCGUGCAGGAUGAGGAUUCUGGCUUUUUGGACUCUCGUUUACGGUUUCUGCGUUUUCUGCACCUGCAUCGUGCUCCUCAAACUUGUGUGGAGCGUUGUCAGAAGGCCCAAGAAAACCUUCCAGUGGACUGUCCGAGAGACUGCGCCCGCCUGUUUGAAUGACACGUCCUUGGGCACUCACUGCUACGUGAGAAUUAAGGAAUCUGGGCUUCGUUUUCAUUAUGUUGCAGCUGGUGAGCGAGGCAAGCCUUUGAUGCUGUUUCUCCAUGGAUUCCCAGAGUUCUGGUUUUCCUGGCGUCAUCAGCUUCGGGAAUUCAAGAGCGAAUUCCGAGUGGUAGCUGUAGAUAUGCGAGGAUAUGGAGAAUCUGACAUGCCAGUUGGAAAGGAAAACUAUAAAUUGGAUUACUUGGUUGCUGACAUUAAAGACAUUGUUGAACACCUAGGAUAUAACCGAUGUUACCUUGUUGGUCACGAUUGGGGUGGUAUGAUUGCCUGGUUGUUUGCAAUCUAUUACCCAGAGAUGGUGAAUAAGCUAAUAGUUCUCAAUUGUCCUCAUCCUUCUGCUUUUAUUGAUUAUACUCUACACCAUCCUUCCCAACUGAAGAAGUCCAGCUACUUCUUCUUUUUUCAGUUGCCCAGGCUUCCUGAGUUAAUGCUGAGCAUUAAUGAUUUUAAGGCCAUCAAAUAUUUAUUCACAAGUCAUACCACAGGAAUUGGAAGGAAAGGAUGUCGUCUAACCUCUGGAGAUAUGGAGGCCUAUCUCUAUGUGUUCUCUCAGCCUGGAGCCCUGACUGGACCUCUGAACUACUACAGAAAUGUCUUCAGUUUCCUACCUUUAACUCAACAAGAUGUGAAAUCUCCAGUUUUGCUUCUUUGGGGUGAACGAGAUGCCUUUCUGGAACAGGAAAUGGCAGAAAACUCAAAGUUAUACAUUAAAAACCAUUUUCGAAUUAACAUGAUUUCUGGCGCUAGCCACUGGCUUCAGCAAGAUCAGCCAGACAUUGUUAACACAUUGAUAUGGACAUUUUUGAAAGAAGGCGAGUCAAGAAAGGGAUACAGGAACUGAGUAGGUAUCACUACCAAAGACGAGUUUAUAAAGGUAUAUCACUAUUUAUUGAUAUUGUUUACACAUUUCAAAUAUUUUUUAUUAUUUUUUAAAUGUAAAAGUACUUAUUUAAAAAGCACAUUUUCUCACAAAAAUCAUGUGUAUGAACAUUACACCAUAAAAAAGGUGACACUUUAUAAAGAUGAUAGCAAAUUAAUGUUUUCCACUAAACCAUUGUAAAAUGUAUUGCUUAGGGUCAGUCAGAAGGCUAAUUGGUGACAUUUUUAAACUAUAAAUUCAGGUUAAUUUACAACAGGUAUUUUUCUGGCACAAGCAUAAAUUUAUUGACAUUCUUGUUGUAUUUUAAAAGGUUUUAAUGUGACAAAACCAAGAAAGGUUUACGUGUAUCAUUUCAAGAGAAUAUUCUGAUAAUUAAAUCACUACUUUAUGAUUUAACAAGGCGUUGCUGUAAUGAAGAAUUACAGCUUUAAUUACAGGUGAUAAAAUGUAUUUUCAAAAUAAAGAAGGGAAAAUUGUGUAUGAAAACGUAUUAAUGUUCCUGUUGUUUACAUUUGAUUCUGACACUUUCACAUAAGAGUGUACUUGCUUUCCUUGUACCAUCAUUCAUUCAUUCACUUCUUCCUCAGCCCACAAUGCAUGCUGCUUCCCACUCGCACUAAUAUUUCCAUUUUCAAGGAAGAUACCGACCUGGUGUUGCUGUUUUUAUUUGAGUAAUUAGCAGUCUGUCUUGGUACGUUUGUUACUUUAAUUGAGAGGCCACUGCCUGCAAUUACGUUUUUCUUUUUUUUUCCUAACAAUUUAAAAUGCAUACUUAUCUUAAUGGCCUUUUAACACUAGAAUUACCAGAGCCUACGAAAAAACUCGUAGAUCUGUCCCACCUUAAAUCGCUUCUUAAAUCCAUUUGCACCUCUCCGCCAUCGUCUUUUGUCAUCUAAAUGUGCUGAUAAAAGACAAGUUGCAAGCAGCCGGCUAUUCCAUCCCACCACUGACUUAGAACGUGCACAAACUUCUCCCAGCUCAUGCCUUGAUUGAUUAUCUGGGAGUGAAGUGGAGUUUUAGAGUGGAAAUAAUAGAUCGUUAUUUGGAACACAUACAUUUCUUGUGUGUUCCGUUUCUACAGUAAUCUGUGUAAACACAUUUUUUCAUAUUCUAGUAGUAAAUGAGAAAAUGUAGGCAUAAACUGUAUAAUGUAUGAAGUCUGAAGUCCAAAUAUCAAAGAAACACUUUCACGAAAGGUACAAAUAUAACAGAACAAGUGUGCUUUUAUUCAAAAAUAUAACUGCAGAAAAAAAAGCCGCCUUAGUGUGCGACAUUGACACUCAUUUACUAUGACUGCUGCCGUGGCACAAUGGUAUCAGUUGCUGACUGGGAAACAAAAGGUCACAAUUCCCUUUUGAGCAGUGAACUGCUCUUAUUUUUACUAUUUUAGAAUAAAAAGAUACAUUUGAUUUCAGUCUGUAACAACCAGUGUAAUUUAUGAUAUUUGUAAAGGUUAGCUUUGUUUUUGUUUUUUUUAUUCACUUUUCAUUCUCUCAGUUGCGUUCAGGAUCCUUCCCUACCCCAUCUGACACUGCUGUUUUCACAUAAAGACGCGCUACAGCUCACCCAAGGAGCGCCCUUCCUAUAUUUAUGACAUGUGUACACACCUCUCUGUGCUAUGGUUCCUAUUACACUGAACAAGCACCUGUAAUUUGCAGCUCUAUUCAUUAUCUCAAAACACCACGCACAUUCACAGUAAUUCCCAGUUAUGUCCACCACUCACACCCACGCCCACAACCAUACAGAACUGAUUCCACAUCAGAGAAUUUCCAGUUCCAGCAUAAAGUCACACCCGAUCUGACGCUGUUUGUUUUCAAAUAAUAUUGCAUUAGUGCGAUGAUUUUUUCACAUAUAUUGUCUGUCUUUCAGGUGUGUAAUAGGAACCACAGCAUAGAGAGAAGUGUGUACAUUGUAACAGGUACACACGUUGUAAAUGUAAGAAAGACGAUCCUUGCGUGUGUGUGAACUGUGAACUGUUAACAUUUGAAUCUGAUGAUUGCAUAUAGCGCUGGCUUAUUCAGCGCGCGCAAGAACAUGCAGAUGGCCAGUUGCUGUGUGCUACAACAUGCUGGCGGUGAUCAACGCACAUUUUAAAAAAAGAACGAGACAAAUAUAUGUGACGUUUUGAAGAAAUCAUUUUAUGAUGCGAACAGUACCAUCAGAAAACAUCGUCGAAGUAAUGCAGUAUUAUUUGAAAAUGAACAGCGUCAGAUUGGGUGUGAAUUUAUACAGUACUGGCGCUGUUAGAGUUAGAUCAGAAGCUGAAUAAGCUCCUGUUCUGAUUCUAAGUAAAAAAAGCAUGAACUAAUCAACAGAAAUAACCGUGGUCGACAUUUUAAACUUAACGAUUUACAGUGCAUACCAAUUUAUAAAUUUUAUGUCCAUUUGAGGUUACAAAGAAUAAAAAAACACUUCCUCCCCAGCCGGGAAUCGAACUCGGGUCUCUAAAGCACGCCAAGGCUGCUGUGUUCUGAGUCAGCAAAUCUUAGCGUUACGCCACAGAUGGUGUUGUAUCCCAUUUGAUGUUUGGACGUCAGGCUUCACACAUUCUAUAGUUUAUGCCUACAUUUUGUAACAUUUAUUACUAAAAUAUGAAAAAGUUUCUGUUUUAACAAUGUGUUUACACAGAUUACUGUAGAAACGGAACACACAUGAAAUGCGUGUGCUCCAAAUAACGAUCUAUUAUUUCCACUCUAAAACUCCAGCAGUUUAGUCACUCCCAGAUAAUCAAACAAGGCAUGAGCUGGGAAAACUUAGUGAACGUUCUGCGACGGUGGGGGAUGGAAUAGCCGGCUGCUUGCUGCUCAUCUUAAUCGGCUCAUUUAGAAGACAAAAGAGAGGUGAGAACGGUUUUAAGGUGGGCCGGAUCUACGAGUUUUUUCGUAGACUCUGGUAAUUCUAGUGUUAAUAGUAUACGGUUAAAUUUCACACUGAAUCAUUUUGUAUUUUAAAAUCAUUACAUUAUCCCAGUACUGUGGUGGGCUGGCGCCCUGCCCAGGGUUUGUUUCCUACCUUGCACCCUGUGUUGUCUGGGAUUGGCUCCAGCAGACCCCCGUGACCCUGUAGUUAGGAUACAGCGGGUUGGAUAAUGGAUGGUUGGUUGGUUACAUUAUCCCAAAUCUCUAAAGAACUAAAUGAGACAUGAAAUUGUGAUUUUAAUUGAAGGAGGCUGCAUACUGAACUAAGGCAGAUUGAAGUUUGUUUUUUAAUUCCUGUAAUAUGUGGUUAGGCUUAGGAUUUGCACAUUUGGAGCUGUCUUUGUGAAUUGACCCUUACUCCUGUAUUUAUUAGCAUUUACUCGUUUGAUGAAAGACCUCAAUCAUUAGAGUACUUUACAUGGAUUCUGGGAUACAGAAGAUGGGAUUAUUAUGGGGGAGAUUUUGAAAUUAAAUCAACAACAAGCAGUUAGGAAAUGUGCAGAGGGAUAAACAAAGCUUGGCAAAAGUCUGCUUCAUUUACUGAUGUUUUAGUUGUCUUUUAAGAUUUAAAAUGAAAUGAAUGUGUUGAAAUUUGCAUAUAUUCUUAUAAAGUGUAACCAAAAAUGUGUUUUGCACCUAUUGUAACAUCAGCCUUAAAAACGUGUAAAUGCCUCAUCUACAAAUGGGGCGAUCGUCUCCUUGUGAUUUGUAUUGUGUGGUGCCUUUGACUAUUUUAAUAUGAAAAAUAAAAUUGUGCCAUUUUUACAAAAACUUCUGAGAUUUUCAAAUAUGUAGCUGUCACAAUGGAAUUUUUAUACAACUUAAAAUUGUUACACAGUUGUCUGCCAUCCUUUAUAUUUGUUAUAAAGGAUAUUGUUCUAUGUAUAGAAUAUUGUACUUCAUAUUUGUAAUUUUGAAAAUUACUGAGAUGUUAUCUUUCUGUAUAAAGUGGUGGUUAGGUGUUAUAAAAAGAAAAAAGAAAUUUUGUAUAUCUUUCCACUUGUGAACACACUAAUUCAUUCAUCAUGCACAACCAUUCUAGUUUUUUAUGCAAAUAAAACUGUAUAAAA